Molecule: messenger RNA, 3318 nt
Organism: Rotaria sp. Silwood2
Lineage: Eukaryota; Metazoa; Rotifera; Eurotatoria; Philodinida; Philodinidae
Source: the annotation of a GenBank genome assembly
AUGAAACUUUCUGAAUAUAUUGAAAAUGAUACAAAUUUAUUCAUUGAUGAAUGUAAACCAACAUCAUGUUUACCCAAUAAUCAUCAUUCGUCUAUUCAACGUCAUAGUUUACAAGAGAAAAAUCUUCCAUGUUCAAUAGAUAAUAAAUCAUUACCAUCUUCUGAAUAUAUUUAUACAGAAUUUGUUAAAGCUAUUGGAAAUAAUGAAUUUAUUGAAGAGAAACGUUUGCUUAAACGAGCUAGUUGGGGUCCAAAUGAGCAACAAGCAUAUGGUUUACCACCAACUGGUAAAAGAACAUUUGGUGAACCUACAGCAUUAAAUAAAAAUUUUAAUCGAGUACGUAUGAGAUCAAAAGCAACAAGAAAUUAUCAAUUGCAACAACCAAAUCAAAUAAUUCAUGAACGACCUUAUUCAUUUAAUGACAAAUAUGAUCAUAUUUUAAUUGAUAAACUUUCAAAUCAAACAUUGAAUCGAAAUGGAAUUUUGUUAAAUGAACAACGUGAUUCAUCACCAACUCCAUCAUCAUCUUCAAUGGACUCAGUAUUACAAAUUAAAACACGUGCAUCACCUUCAUUUGAUAAUAGUGAUUUUAUAAGUGAUACAUCUACUGCAUCAUCAAUGACAACAGUAACAUCUUUAGGCUCAAAUUUCUCUUCACGACGAAGAAGUCCUAUUUAUGAUCAUAUUAUUUCAUUAAAAACACGUCCAUUAAUAAGUGAAUAUCAACAAAAAGACUUAAAUCAUAUCGAUUACAAAUUUUUAUCACCAAUAUUAAAUACAAACACCACUCCUUUAUCGUCUCCGGUUUCCUCUUUAUCAUCAUCAUCAUCAAUUUCGUCCACCUAUUUUACUUCUUCAAAAGGUCAUGAAGAGUCGUCGCCAUCGUCGUCUCCCAUAGGGUCAUCUUUAAAUCAAUAUACAAAGUUUACUUUACAAACACCAACUACUGAUUCAUCUCGAGACAACGAUGGUCAUUCAACAACAACAAAUGGUAUAAUGAAUAUGUCAAUGUCGCUUAAUCGUUAUAAUAAUCAAACACAUUCGCCAAAUUCUAUCAUCACAUCAAACUCUGCUAUGACAAAUAAUCAUGAUGGAUUAAAACAACAACGAGAACAAACAAGUUUGAAAACUAUUUAUGGUAGUUGUUUAAAAUCACACAAAAAAGAUAUUAAUAAUAAUAAUAAUAAUAAUAAUAAUAAUCAAAUAAAAAAAUCCGUUCAUUUUGGUUGGCAUUUGCCUAAAGAGAUUCGAUCAACAUCACCAUCAACACAUUGUAAUUAUCUACCAUCGGUCACAGUUACGUCUUCAUCUUCGUCUACAGGGAAUAGUAAUAGUGAUAAUGACAUACAAACGAAGAAAAAUUAUGGUGAGAAAGUAGAAGAAAAAGAAAAAAUUGAAACAACGAGAAGGACAAUCAACACGGCUACUCCAUUGUCCACAAACACAAUUCAUCGUUCUUUUUCUCUCUCGCCAUCACCACUAGUGAAAGAAGAGAAUAACGAUAGGCGAAGACACAGACAAGAAAAAAAAGAAAAUGUCGAUGAACUAAAGUGUACUACUAGUGGACGAGUAACAACUGCUGCAACUCACUUUCAUUGCGCUACUAAAGCCGCUACAGUCACUUUCAAUGACGGCAACCAAAAUAUCUCGUCAACAAAAGAGCCAAAUGGCACGAACAAUUUUAGUACAAGUGGAAAUUUAACGCAUUCAUCAGCUGAUAAGCAGAUGCCUUUGAAUACUUUACUUGUUAAAAAUUCCAUAAAUAAUCCACAAACAACAACAAAAAAGUUUACUAGUACUGGAGGAUUUUUUAAUUUUAUUAAUCGAUCAAAUAAUAGUAAUAAUCAUUCAUCAUCUAAUAACGAAAAUAAACAAUUAAAACGUUCAUCAUCUAUUCAACAAAAGUCUAAACAACAUAAAACACAUGGUAAUAAACGUCUUAGUGCUGAUAUUGAUACACUUCGGUCUCCUUUAAUAUCUUCAAACAACGCACCGAAUGGAGAUGUCGACAAGGUUACGAUGAAUUACCAAGAAGAACGACAAUCGACGACAGAUAACAAUACUCAUUUUCAUUAUUCUUGUAAUACCAAUUCAUCUACCCCGCUGUGUACAAAUACUAAAAUGAAUAGAAGUUCAACAUCAAUGUCAAUGAAUCCUACAACGAUAACUGUAAAAUCGGAUGAAGGAGAUUCAUUGAAUAAUGGUCUUCUAUUUCAACCUGUUCAAUCUAUUGAAAAAGAACCUUUCUUUCUUUCUCCACCAAAAUCAUUAUCGAAUAAUGACGAAUCUUCAUCAUCUAUUGGUAAAAUGAUGCAAACAUCGACACUUAUUAUAUCUACACCACCACAAUAUCAUUAUUAUCUUUAUCCACCAACAUCAAUAUCAAAAAAAAAUUUAACAACAAAUCGUUCUAUAUCAAAUGUUAGUAUGAAUAGUAUAAGUACAAAUUCAUCAUCAUCAAAUGCAUCAUAUGAAUCUCAAGCACAUGAUUUUGAUGAGGAUACAUUAUCAUAUUCGACAUAUUCAAUAAAUAAUCAAAAACAUAUUCGUCAAUUAAAAUCAUCUUCAAAUACAAAACCUGUUAUACUUUCGGAUAGUGUUCAAGCUUUUUGGCCACCACCACCAUCAUCAUCUAUAUUGAAAAAUAUCCCCGAGCAAACAAUAAUGGCAUCAACUGUCGAACAAAACAAACAUUCCAAUUCAAGCAGUCAUAAACACAAGCAAUCUCAAUCGAGUAUAAUACAAAAUAAUGUUAUUAGUUCGACCUAUAAUGAUGAGUCAUCAUCAAUAAGCAAUGGUAAUCAAACAGAUGUUUUACCACCUACAACAUCAUUAAUAUUAAAUAACAAACAUGAAGUUCGAUCUUAUGCCGAACAAAAUUCAUUUCCUAAUGGUUGCUUACGAAUAGCAAGUGAUACUUCUCUUGAAGAUACUCAAGCAUCAUAUAGUGAACGUUUACGUGAAAAAUCUCGUUCAAUAAAAACAACAAAUCGAUUGGGAACAAUGAAUAUUAAUAAUAACAAUAAUAAUUUAUUAUCUCGAUCAAGAUCAAAAGAUACUCUUGAUAAUCAAUAUGAAAAUUCUAAUUCAAUAAAUAAAAAUCUCUUAAGACCAAAAUCAGCUAAUCAAGUACGUGUACAAGCAUUACUUUCACCUACUCGUCAUGAAAUAUUAGAUGAUUUUCAAUCAAAACGACAAUUUUUUGAAAAUCGUACUUAUACAGAUUAUACUCCAGCAUCAACAAAUAACAAAACUUAUGCUUUAUCACCAUCCAAUACAAUAUCAAAUAACAAUUAUCAACGUUCUGAAACAAAGUAA